Messenger RNA from Orbicella faveolata, 1656 nucleotides. RefSeq lists its product as uncharacterized. Lineage: Eukaryota; Metazoa; Cnidaria; Anthozoa; Scleractinia; Merulinidae. The record is from RefSeq and is a predicted model, not a curated record.
CAAAGCGUCUAGUUAUGAAGAGGACUAUGACGUUGAGCAGUUUUUACCCCACGACAAAAGUUUAGGUGAUCAGGAGAUGGUGGUCACUGGCUGGGAAAAGGAGAAUACUUCUAGUGACUGCGAUGGCAGUGAAGAUGACAGUUGUAAUCAAGAAGUUGACAACAACAGUUGUAUUAAAGAAAAAAAGGAAUGUAAGCAGGUAUCCGACAAAAGCCGUGUAUCUGGAGAAAAGGAUGAGUCUUGUCAGGCGUCUUCUACACGCAGGAAAAAGCGUCUUUGUCCUUUAAAAGGAUGCAAGUCUCAGGUAAUUGAUCUUCCUCGCCAUUCGAGAGACGUUCACAUGUGGUCUCGAGAAAAAGCUCAAAAAGCGACAUCCAAGUUUGGAAUGCGGAAAAGUUUUUCCUCUGAGGUCGUGGAAAAAGGAAAAGAAAACAAGUGGAAGGAUUAUCAUCACCACCGCAAGUGCCCUGUUCAAGGUUGUUACUCAAUUGUAAAGCGAUUAUCUUACCAUUUACAACAAGUACACAAGGAAAUACGGAAAGGCUCGUCGGAGGACAAAGCUCUGUUGAAGGAAGCUCGGUCUAUAAAACCUUGGACAUCAUCAUCACGCAGCAAACGUGGUGACAAUAGCAGCAAAGCCAGAAUAAAAGUCAAAGAGGACGGCAGAAAAGGUAGCAACACACAAGGGACAGGGAGUAGCAGUGAUGUUGGUAGUUAUGAAGACAAAUCUGACAGUGAAUGGGAAGGUGAGGCUGAAAGCACCUCCAGUGUUGAAACAAGCAAUGACAUUUUCGGAACGUUUGCAACCUGGCUGCACACAGCCGAUGGUGGAAGAAAACCAGAGAAAAUGUCUAAGCAUUAUGCUUCACAGAUUAACAAGAUGCUCGCUGUUAUUGACCCGAGCAAAGAUUUGGCGUCACUAUUUGACAGGAAACUCAUUCGUGACACAUUCUUAAAAAAUCAUGCCGAAAAUGCCUACAAACCCGACCUGUUAAGUUUAAGAUAUUUCUGCAGCUUUGUCUUAACAGAAAGUCCUGAUGCAGUGAACGUGAACGAGGCCAGUGUUCACUUAAUUGACGAGAAGGCUCGCUUAUGGUCGUCAUCUUACAAGAAAGAGAGUCAAUGCAGGCAUCUAGAGAAACAGGAUGAAGAUCUUUCUAACCUGAUAACACCCGAAAUGGUGGCAGAAUAUGAGCAGAGAGAAUCAACUCGAAAGGUAGUCUCCCUCAUCAGUCAGCUUAGUGGGGCUCACUGCCUUCAAAUUAACCAAGUAGAGUACACGCUAAUUAGAGAUUUCAUCCUAACUUAAAUAACAAUGGCAAAUGCCCAUAGAUCAGGUGUGCUAGCCAACAUGACUAUGGGCGAGUUCAAGAAAGCAAAGCUAAGCCAAGGAAGUGUCGUCAUUACUGUGAAGAAGGACAAGACUGCAGACAUUCAUGGCCCUGCUCCAGUGGUGCUGUCACCUACGCUGUUUGGUUACCUGAAAGUGUAUGUUGCUGAAGUUAGAAGUGUAGUAAGUCAGACCAAAGAUAAUGACGAUGCUGUGAUAUUGUCGUUGAACGGGGCAAGGCUUGCAUCAGGCCAGAUAUCAACCGCAAUAAAUGCUUCUUGAAAAAAAGCGGGCUUACAGGGUCACAUCAGUUCCACCCUAUUCAG